AUGGAUUCGAUGGUGAAGAAACUGAAGCAAAAUCUGAGUUCUGGGUCGUUCAGGAAAAAGCCGGAGAAAAGCACGAAGAAGGAACAGAGGUUCUUGGAGAACGGAAGCAUCUUCUUGAAAGAGCUCAUCGCUGACUGCAACGGCAAAUCCAUUCCCAUACGCAGCUUCACUACUUCCCAAAUCCGAAAAGCCACCAAGAACUUCGACUCCACUUGUUUCGUCGCCGAAGAAGGUUUCUACAUAUGGUACAAAGGCAUCAUCGAAAACAGAUCAUACAUGAUCAAGAGAUUCUCCGAGUAUAAAGUCACAGAUCGCCGAGUGGGAGAAGUCUACAAAGACAUCGUCCUCUCUGCUCGGAUGAGCAACCACAACAACUUCCUUAAACUGCUUGGAUGUUGUCUCGAGUUCCCUUUUCCUGUUCUGGUCUUUGAGUUCGCAGAGCAUGGAGUUUUGAAUCAUAGAGGACGUAUUAUGAUCAACGGAGAGGAAUCUUCAUUGCCGUUGAGUUUAAGGUUGAAGAUUGGGAAGGAGAUUGCAAAUGCAUUGGCUUAUCUUCACAUGGCUUUCCCUAAGAUCAUUAUAUAUAGAGAUGUGAAGCCAAUGCAUGUUUUCUUGGACGAGAAUUGGACCGCAAAGUUGUCUGAUUUGUCCUUCUCGAUAUCGCUUGAGGAGGGAAAAACACAGAUAGAAGCUGAUGACGUGUUGGGUACGUAUGGGUAUCUGGAUCCAUUAUACUUUGCAACAUUGAUUGUGACAGAGUAUACGGAUGUGUACAGCUUUGGAGUGUUUUUGAUGGUUCUUCUCACUGGGAGAUCGGUUUACUUCACAGGAUCUGAAGGGUAUCCGGUAGAUAUUCUUGGAUAUGUGAAGGGGUUAUAUGAGAAUGACAAGCUCAAUGGAGAAAUAGAUUGUAUGUUGAUGAAAGACAUGACAAGAGCUCAAAGAUCUCAGGUGGAAGAGUGUAUUUUACUUGCGUUGAGAUGCUGUAAGGAGAGGAAUGAAGACAGACCGAAGAUGAUUCAUGUAGCUAAGGAACUAAAGCGGAUUGAGACUUCAUUUUGA
Molecule: messenger RNA, 1062 nt
Organism: Microthlaspi erraticum
Lineage: Eukaryota; Viridiplantae; Streptophyta; Magnoliopsida; Brassicales; Brassicaceae
Source: the annotation of a GenBank genome assembly